This is a messenger RNA of Ricinus communis (castor bean), 1694 nucleotides long. Its product is annotated as transcription factor TCP21. The record is from RefSeq and is a predicted model, not a curated record. The transcript is spliced from 2 exons. Gene Ontology annotation, biological process: regulation of circadian rhythm. Gene Ontology annotation, molecular function: sequence-specific DNA binding; DNA-binding transcription factor activity. Gene Ontology annotation, cellular component: nucleus. The coding region runs from base 255 to 944 and encodes 229 amino acids. NCBI's taxonomy places the organism in Eukaryota, Viridiplantae, Streptophyta, Magnoliopsida, Malpighiales, Euphorbiaceae.
CAUGUGCCCUCCCUCCUGUCUCCACCAGCUCCUGCCUCUCAAUGAUUAGCUUCUGUGUUUCCCUUCUCUUGGCCCUUCCCCUCCCCCUUCCCCUCUUUUCUCCAACCCCCUAAACCCUUACUUUCUGCCUCUCUUUUCUUUCUUUCUUUCACUCUCUAUAACCCCUUGUGCCUGCUUCACCUCCAAUUUUCUUUUCUUUUUUUCCCCUUUUUUUGGGCUUGCUUUUGAAACAGUUUUAUUUAAACUGAUUCAGGAUGUCAAAUUCUGAAACUGUAGCGAACAACGGCGCAAUAAUCAACCCAUCAGCGAAUAAUAGUAAUAGUAAUACCAACGGAGCCUUGACUGUAAAGAAGGCACCAUCAAAGGACCGUCACAGUAAAGUAGACGGACGGGGACGGAGAAUUCGGAUGCCGAUUAUAUGCGCAGCCCGUGUAUUUCAAUUGACCCGUGAACUGGGUCAUAAAUCUGACGGUCAGACUAUUGAAUGGCUACUACGUCAAGCAGAGCCAUCGAUAAUAGCAGCUACAGGGACUGGCACGACUCCAGCUAGCUUUUCAACAGUGUCGGUGUCGGUUAGGGCAGGAGGGAAGCGAGUGAGAACGACGGAGGAGGAUGAGAAUAACAAGGAUGACGUUGGAGUUUCAGUUGGUCCCACCGCCGCGGUUGGGUCUUUGGUGGGGCAUCCUCCUCCGCAGCCUCAUCAAGGUUUCUGGGCGCUGCCCGCAAGGCCCGAUUUUUGGGGGUUCGCUACUGCGCCGCCGGAUUUAGCGGCCGUGCAGCAGCAGACGUCUCUAUUUGUGCAGCAGCACCAGCACCAGCAGGCCGCAAUGGGAGAGGCGUCGGCUGCUAGAGUUGGGAAUUACCUUCCAGGACAUCUUAAUUUGUUGGCUUCAUUAUCGGGUGGACCCGGGAGUUCGGGUCGGAGAGAGGAUGAUCAUCGUUGAAAAAAUUUGAGUGAAGGGAUGGCUAUUUCGGUGGUGUAAUGGUAUAUAUAUGUUGUAUUAUAUGUGGAAUUGUUGCUUUUGUGUGUCGUCUUUGUCAAGAUGAAUGGAUGGUUGGUUGAGCAUGUUAGUCAAGUUAGGGUUAGAAAUUUUUUUUUUUUUUUUUUUCUCUUUUAGAGAUUGAAGAGUAAUUGGGAAUUCAAGUAAGCAAGUAGUUUUGUUUGGAGAUGAUUAAUUCAGUUAGAGGUUCCAAAUUGUUUACUUCUUUCUGUUCAUUUUUAGGAGGAGGAGGAGGGGGAAGGAGCAGCAAGAAAAAUAAUUAUUUCAUAAUGGGUGUGGCUUGAGUUGGCUGAUAUGAGAAAGUUGUAGUGAAUUAAGCAAGAAUUUGGUUGGUGACCUAUUUUUCUACUAUGGGAAAAAAGUUUCAAGCAAUUCUUUUUCCCAUUUUGUGUGGCAUGCAUGCUUGCAAUUUCAUGUUUGAAGGCACACUCCCAUGUCCAUUGAUGGAUGGAGUGGCAUAUGUGCAAGGGACUUAAAAAGAGUUUUCUUUCUUUUUUUCCUUUUCCUUUCUUUUUUUUCUUCCUUUAAUGUGUGCAGUUUGCUUGAUUUAUGCUUAGCUUGAUGAUUUUGUAUGAAAACUUUGGAUCAAGGGUUUCCAAAAACUUUGUUCUAUGCAUAAUCAACAUUUCCCAUUCAUGAUUCAUGCAAAUGAUGAGUGUUGUUGAUAUAUAACAUAACAGUUGUCUUUAUUUA